This is a messenger RNA of Drosophila suzukii, 4634 nucleotides long. Lineage: Eukaryota; Metazoa; Arthropoda; Insecta; Diptera; Drosophilidae. The record is from RefSeq and is a predicted model, not a curated record.
AAGAAAUCAACAUCACACAACAAAGCACUCGAGGACCCGUCCGUGUACCGCUGAUUUAGCCCACGUGCGACUGUGUGUGUGUGUGCGAGAGGGAUCCCAUAAGCAUAACGGUAUUCGGUAUUCGGUGCCCCGUAUUCGGUAUAGCGGCCAUAUCUUGGGGCUGUCGGAAUCGGAACUGAACUAUUCGCUCGCUCUCCGCCGUCGCGACCGCUCUCUUAUCCCAAUUGACAGCCCGCUAAGAUCAUAAAGGCCGUAAAAUAAUCAUAACAAUAAUCGUAAAAAAUUAGAACCGCAAUCAGUCGCACAUUGGCCCUCGUACGGCGCAGAUCGUCAUAAACCCCAUUAUUACAAUAAUAAACGUAAUCGUUGUCGUUAUCGCAUAAACACCCAACGAAAACAAAGCCAAACACCCAGAGAAAUUAUAAUUGAAUUUCGCGCGCGUUUCUUUUUAUGAUGCUCGAGUGUCUGGCCGGUGUCUGGAUUGAUAUUCACCCACUAAUUGUGCAAUACUACUACAACUAAUGGAUCUGGGCUGACUGUGCUGCAGAGAAGAGUUCGCGUUCCAAUUGAUCAAGCCAAAUCCUACUACCUAAGUGUUUAUCUAUUCUUAAAAUCGUAUCGUGCACCCAAAACUCGAAUCUGUAGAACAACGAUUUCUAGUCCCCCGCAAAUCGAGCAAUAUCUACACACUAACAACAAACAAAAGCCAAGGCUUCCAACUCAAACCACAACCAAUUCAACAGAAAUAAAACGUAGACAGCCAAAAACAACAAACAAACAGCUAAAAACAAAAAAACGAAAAACCAUAAAACGGAAAAAGAAUAAGGAGAAGAAAAAGUUUCGUUUCCACUGCGGGCAAAGUUUUUAUUUUGGCGCACGUGCAAGCUACCGUUAGCUGAGAAAUUUGAAAAGCCGACAGGAUUGAAGGAUAAGCGCACGUUAUUGGAUUUAAAAGUGCAAUUUUGGAUUAACCCAGCUGUAAAUGGACAACAAUCGCGGAUUACUUACAUGGAUUACGAGGAUUUAGCUGCGCAUUCGUCGAAAAAGAGUUUCAAAAUCAAAAUUGAGGAAUACCAACUAGAGGAUAAGGCUACUUAAGGAUCAAAGAACACCAAGGAGAGGAGAUUUUCUACCAAAUCGAGAGACGAGGAGCAGGUUAAUUUCGUCAUUUUUGGCCAAGACAGCAAACAGAGGAACAGCAAAGCGGAAAUCAUUUUAUACCUCACACAACAACUACACACUAACUAAGAUUAGGCUACGCAACUGUACAUUGUACUUAAGUGUUCAAAGGUUAUUUAGUUUACUUUGUAUAUAAGGAAAGUAGCUAAAAGCACGGACAGGGAGGCAGGAGCACCACAGUCACUAGCCACUAAGCAGAGUAACAGUCACGAUCACGUUCACUCCAGGAUCAGGACUCGCGGCGGGAUCAGCUGACGCUGAGGAGGCUGCCACGAUGACGAUGAGUACAAACAACUGCGAGAGCAUGACCUCGUACUUCACCAACACGUACAUGGGGGCGGACAUGCACCAUGGGCACUAUCCGGGCAACGGGGUCACCGACCUGGACGCCCAGCAGAUGCACCACUACAGCCAGAACGCGAAUCACCAGGGCAACAUGCCCUACCCGCGCUUCCCGCCCUACGACCGCAUGCCCUACUACAACGGCCAGGGGAUGGACCAGCAGCAGCAGCAGCAGCACCAGGUCUACUCCCGCCCGGACAGCCCCUCCAGCCAGGUGGGCGGGGUCAUGCCCCAGGCGCAGACCAACGGCCAGCUGGGGGUGCCACAGCAACAGCAGCAGCAGCAGCAACAGCCCACGCAGAACCAGCAGCAGCAGCAGGCGCAGCAGGCCCCGCAGCAGCAACUGCAGCAGCAACUGCCGCAGGUGACGCAACAGGUGACACAUCCGCAGCAGCAGCAGCAGCAGCCCGUCGUCUACGCCAGCUGCAAGUUGCAGGCGGCCGUCGGCGGACUGGGCAUGGUCCCCGAGGGCGGGUCGCCUCCGCUGGUGGAUCAGAUGUCCGGCCACCACAUGAACGCCCAGAUGACGCUGCCCCACCACAUGGGCCAUCCGCAGGCGCAGUUGGGCUAUACGGACGUGGGAGUUCCCGACGUGACAGAGGUCCAUCAGAACCAUCACAACAUGGGCAUGUACCAGCAACAGGCGGGGGUUCCGCCGGUGGGUGCACCACCCCAAGCAAUGAUGCACCAGGGCCAGGGUCCUCCCCAGAUGCACCAAGGACAUCCUGGCCAGCACACGCCCCCUUCCCAAAACCCGAACUCGCAGUCCUCGGGGAUGCCGUCUCCACUGUAUCCCUGGAUGCGAAGUCAGUUUGGUAAGUGUCAAGAACGCAAGCGCGGAAGGCAGACGUACACACGAUACCAGACCCUGGAGCUGGAGAAGGAGUUCCACUUCAAUCGCUACUUGACCCGCCGGCGGAGGAUCGAGAUCGCCCACGCCCUGUGCCUCACGGAGCGCCAGAUAAAGAUUUGGUUCCAGAACCGGCGCAUGAAGUGGAAGAAGGAGAACAAGACGAAGGGCGAGCCGGGAUCCGGAGGCGAGGGCGACGAGAUUACGCCACCCAACAGUCCGCAGUAGACCGAGUCCGGCGGAGUCUCACCAGUUAAAUGAAAUUUCUAUCUAAAUACAAUUUACGUUAGUUCGGAGAGCGCAAAUGAAUUUACUUCGAUCCCAGAGGACUAUCUAUUACCUAUCCAAUCCGUUGAACUUCGCGUGAACUAAACUAAACAAAGAGCAGAGCUGAGAACUCUACCUACAACUUAGUUAAUUGUUAUUAUUUUCUACUUAUUAUUUAAUUGUACACGAAUGGCAAGUGGAGAAAGCGAAAUAAGAUAAACGUAAAGAUAACGAUUACGAUAAAGAUACAAGUAAAGCGUAAAACUCAAACAAAACCAACUCAUGUGACCUCAGAUCUAAAUAAGCUAUAUUUAACUAUAAUGCAUAUAUAUACACAUAAAUAUAUGGAUAACUAUACAUGAUACCAAGUAAAGCUAAAGGCAAGGAGUUAUAUAUAAAUAAAUAUAUAUGAAGCAUAUAUACUAUAUACACGAUAACAUUAGUUCUUACGCGUCAUAAGUACUGUACGAUUAACUUAUAUAUACACCCCAGCAUAAACCCUAAACCUAAAACAUAAACAUUAAACUAAAUCAAUGUUUGUAGCAAUCCUAGCGCAAAAGUAUAAAAUAAAAACAAAUAAAAAUCUAAAAAACCAAAAUGGCGUCAAAAUCCAUUGCAUGUUGGUUCAAGAAACCCAUAAAUAUUUCAUAACACUGAACAUGAUAAUAGAAAACUUUGCCCUAAGUGAAUGUCGCAAAUUUAGACAAAGAAAUACCAAAACCGCGGAGAAACGUUGCUUAAAGUAAACAAAACGUUUUACACAUACAAUACAGAAUAAAACCUAUUAACUGGCAGAAGCUUAACUAUAAAUAGAAAGGAAUCGCAAAAGAUUGGCAACACUUCAAAGUAAUAUAUGUAAAAAUUCGGCAGUUAAACUUUAUAAAACUCGCAAGUGAAAAUUUAACCUUAACAAAUUUGAGAGUUCCUCAACUUUCGGUUAGAUUUACCAUUUUUCUGUAUUUUCUUAUAUUUUUAAUUUCUUGUGCAAUUUUAAGUUCUUGCAAAAAUGAAAUUCGAAUUAGGUCGAAAAGGAUAUAAAGUAUACCGAAAUGCAUAAAAAUAUGAAUUGGCAAGCGGAGAGGAAGAAUAUAAAUUGUUAACAGAGGAACACAAAGAAUAUGUAUAAAUAAUGAAUUCAAACAAAAACCCUGUAAAGUAGUAAAUUGAAAUGCAUUAUUAUACGAGGAUGUAGAGAAUCCCUUUUGAAUGCAGAACCGAACGAUUUCUAUAUGAAUAUUCGCCUAACAACUAUAUAAAUGUAUGUACGUAACUCAAACUCAAUUUCCACGCCAUCUGUGGAAAUCCAUAUACCAAAGUCAAAGGAACGAAGGAGAAAGAGAUAGAAGGACGGGAAUGAAAACUAUAAAGCAUCAUAUGUUUAUAUGUAGAUAUAUAUAAUUAAACAAGCCUAAUAUAAAACAUGUAUCUUUGUAGAGCGUUUCGUUUGUAAAUUCCCCAGAAAACCCCCUUCCCCUCCCAACCAGAUUCCCAAUCCAAGGUGAAAGGAUUUGUGAUUUGCAAUAGAAGAAAAUAGUCAAAAGAUUUCAAAAAAAUUACAAUGUAUUGGCUUAAAGAACCUUGAGAGCGAAAUUCAACUCAAUCCAGAUACGUAACUUUCGGCCUCAUUCUGUAAGAAACUAAUAACUUAAGUUUCAAUUCAGAAAAUUAAAAAAAAAUUGGACAAAACAUAAAUAUAGAAUGUAGAAAUUCACAAGAAACAAAAUUCGAAUGCGUUGAUAAAAAUAUAUAUAUUUGAAACAAAACAAAAACAUUAAAUACACCCAAACAUUUGUGCGAAAUUGAAACGAAAUGUGGAAGCUAAACAAUUUGUUGUAAAUAAAAUUUAAACUUUAGUGUAAACAAGAAGGAUGGAGAAUGCAGUGGAAGGGCUGCAAGGCAAAGCAAAAAGCAUAAAGAAAAUUAUAAUUAAAUUACAAAUGAGAUUUUGUUUUUAUUUGUAAUAUUUAUAAUAAAAAUAUAGUAUUUAAAAAUUUAA